AUGCCUCUCCUUGAAAGCUCAGACACAGCAUACUUCCUAGCCAAAUCAGAUCGGAUGUUGCGAAUAUCAACUUUCUUCCUCCUGAUAUCCCAUGCCUUUUCCAUGAACUUCAGCUUCACCAGUUUCCAGCCCAAUGAUUAUAGCAUGAUAUCGUGGGAAUUAUCAGCUUACAUUGCAGAGUCACACCUCUACUUAGUAAGAAACCAAAAGGAGCUAUCCUCAGACAAUAGUCAAGGUCGAGCCACAUAUCAAGGACCGAUGCCCUUGUGGGACAAAGCCACCGGGAAACUCGAUGGCUGGCUAAUAUCACAGGAGGCAGAUCAAAUCAGGCUUUCAUCAGCUACAAUUUUCGGUUUCUCAGCAGCCACAGGAACAUCAGUUGUAGUACAUAAGGUCGAUACAUGGAGUUUCUACUCAGAGGACUUCCCACGUAUUGCUCCCAGUACAGGUAGAAAUGCCACAGCACUUGCUAUAGGAUUAGGGGUUGGAGGGUUUGUUUUAGUUUGUCUGGUUGUAUUGUUUUUCUUGUGGAAGUACAAAAAGAAAAUAGAAGAUGGUGAGUCUAAUGACGACAUCAGUCACGAUGAUUUUGAAGCAGGAACAGGGCCCAAAAAGUACUCUUAUGCCGAAUUGGCAAGUGCCGUAGAUAAUUUCAAAGAUGAGCAAAAGCUUGGUCAGGGAGGAUUUGGAGGGGUCUAUAGAGGUUUUCUCAAAGAUUCAAACUCCUAUGUUGCCAUAAAGAGAAUUUCAAAGGAUUCUAAACAGGGGAAGAAGGAGUUUGCUUCAGAAGUAAGAACUACUAGUCAACUAAGGCAUCGAAACUUGGUGCAACUAAUCGGUUGUUGUCAUGAAAGGAAAGAGAUGUUGCUAGUUUACGAGUACAUGCCAAAUGGAAGUUUAGCUUCUCAUCUCUUUGAUGACAAAAGGUUUCUCACAUGGUCAAUUAGAUUUAAAAUUGCUCAAGGCUUCCCCUCUGCCUUAUUAUACCUGCAUGAAGAAUGGGAACAAUGUGUGGUUCAUAGGGACAUAAAAUCGAGCAACAUCACGCUAGACUCCAACUUCAAUGCAAAACUUGGAGAUUUCGGAUUGGCACGACUUGUAGACCAUGCAAAAGGAGCACAAACUACAGCUUUAGCAGGAACUAUGGGUUACAUGGCUCCUGAAUGUAUCACUACUGGAAGGGCCAGUAAAGAAUCUGAUUUAUAUAGUCUUGGAGUUGUUGCUCUAGAGUUAGUUUGUGGAAGAAAACCUCUCAACCAUAGGGUUCCAGAAGAUGAAAUAAACAUAGUGAAUUGGGCGUGGGAUCUCUAUGGAAGCGGGAGAAUUCUUGAAGCAGUUGAUCCAAGGCUACAAGGAGAUUUUGACCACAAUCAAGUGGAACGCCUGAUGAUCGUUGGGCUGUGGUGUGCUCAUCCUGAUCAUAACCAUAGACCUUCAAUAAGGCAAGCAAUUCAUGUGCUUAACUUUGAAACUCCAUUUCCUAGUCUUCCUUCAAGCUAG
Molecule: messenger RNA, 1500 nt
Organism: Neltuma alba
Lineage: Eukaryota; Viridiplantae; Streptophyta; Magnoliopsida; Fabales; Fabaceae
Product: L-type lectin-domain containing receptor kinase IX.1-like
Exons: 2
Coding region: 1-1500 (499 amino acids)
Biological process (GO): protein phosphorylation
Molecular function (GO): protein kinase activity; ATP binding
Source: RefSeq, a predicted model, not a curated record